This is a messenger RNA of Megalops cyprinoides (Indo-Pacific tarpon), 1689 nucleotides long. It is a transcript of the gene cxcr4a, whose product is annotated as chemokine (C-X-C motif) receptor 4a. Lineage: Eukaryota; Metazoa; Chordata; Actinopteri; Elopiformes; Megalopidae. Gene Ontology annotation, molecular function: chemokine receptor activity. Gene Ontology annotation, biological process: neurogenesis; G protein-coupled receptor signaling pathway; chemotaxis. The record is from RefSeq and is a predicted model, not a curated record. Bases 47 to 1126 code for a protein of 359 amino acids. Gene Ontology annotation, cellular component: membrane. The transcript has 2 exons.
ACAGUCAGCCGGCUUAACUCGUGGAGUUUUAAAAAGGAUAUACAUCAUGGAAGAAAUAGGCAUAAGCAUAACUCUGGACUAUGACUACAACAGUUCUGAGUCCGGAUCGGGAGAUCUCAUUGAGUAUGCCCUGGAGGAACCCUGUGAGCCUGUCCUCAGCGGAGAGUUCCAGAAAAUCUUCCUCCCGACGGUGUACGGAAUAAUCUUUGUUUUGGGUGUCGUGGGGAACGGACUGGUGGUGGUGGUGAUGGGCUACCAGAAAAAAACGAGAACCAUGACGGACAAGUACAGGCUGCACCUGUCCGUGGCUGACCUGCUGUUCGUCCUCACGCUGCCGUUCUGGGCGGUGGAUGCAGUCAGCAGCUGGUACUUUGGCGGGUUUCUCUGCGUCGCGGUACACAUGAUCUACACCGUGAACCUGUACAGCAGCGUGCUGAUUCUAGCGUUCAUCAGCUUGGACAGGUACCUCGCCAUCGUGCACGCCACCAACAGUCAGGCUCCGCGAAGGCUGCUGGCGGAGAGAGUGAUCUACGUGGGCGUGUGGCUGCCUGCCGCUCUCCUCACUGUUCCCGAUCUGGUGUUCGCUACGACGCAGGACACGGGUUCCCGCACUAUCUGCGAGCGCAUCUUCCCGCAGGCGUCCAGCGACAUCUGGAAGGCGGUGUUCCGCUUCCAGCACAUCUUCGUGGGGUUCGUCAUCCCGGGCCUGAUCAUCCUCACCUGCUACUGCAUCAUCAUCAGCAAGCUGUCGCAGGGCUCCAAGGGCCAGCUGAAGCGCAAGGCCCUGAAGACCACGGUGAUCCUCAUCCUCUGCUUCUUCAGUUGCUGGCUGCCCUACUGCUGUGGCAUCUUCGUGGACACCCUGCUGAUGCUCAACGUCAUCCCUUACAAGUGCAGCCUGCAGCAGAGUCUGGCCACAUGGAUCCUCGUCACCGAAGCGCUGGCCUACUUCCACUGCUGCCUCAACCCCAUCCUCUACGCCUUCCUGGGGGUGAAGUUCAAGAAGUCCGCCCGCAGCGCCUUCACCGCCAGCCAGGGGUCCAGCCUGAAGAUGCUGGCCAAGAAGAGAGUUGGGCUCUCGUCCGUUUCAACAGAGUCGGAGUCUUCGAGUUUCCAUUCAAGCUAACGGACUUUGCCUAUAUGUCAGCAACUCUUUUUGGACUGAAGCUAUACUUGGAAACAAGGGACAGAAUGCAUGUACAUAGUUUGUAAAUUUGUUUAAAACUUUUAAGAUUUUUCUAUUGUCAUAUCUGUUUAAUUUAAGCUUUCUAUCCAUUUACUGAUGUAAAGAUGAAUCUUCAGGCAGAGCCUGCUGGCCAUGGAUUGGUUGUUUCUUUUUAAAGGUCAUUUUCAUAGUCUGGAAUAACAAGUCCUGCAGACAAAAUCAGGAUCAUGAACAACAAAACAAGCCAAAGUCUGCAAGCAUGGAUCAGGAGUGCAAAACUUUAAAGCUGUGUAGAUUACUGUCUACUAUUGAUAUAAAAAUUAUGCAGCGUGCAUAGAAUGAGCUGUUUUCCAAGCUUUGUGUUAGCACUUAAGUCUGAAUUACCACUGAGAAGCUGCUAUGUGUUAACUGUAGUUUGAAACGUGAAUGUUUGCUGGAAGCCUUCCUGAGGAGUUUAAUAAUGUCUGGAUCAUUUUCAAAAUUUCUGCAUUUACUGCCAAAAUGUUAAUAAUAAAAACUUGUGA